AUGGACAGCACAGCCAAGGCAACGACGACGCUUCCCCGGGCAACGCUCGAGGCAUGGCAUGCGGCGGGAAUCUUUCUCCUCGACUUGAGAGAGCAGUCUGAGCUGACGUACGAGUUUACUUCGAACGUUGUGGUGAACAUUCCGUGGUCCGAGCAAAAGCUGCGUUCGCAUGAAUACCCGUCUCGAUCCACACGGUUCGCGCUGCUGUGCUCGCCUGCCAAUGCAGACGACCAAGUCGACUGGUUCACCAAUGCCGAUCUCCACCCAACCAAACACCCAUGGCAAGUCGAGUUCUACGUCCUGGACACUCCCGCCACACGUGCCGCAGCUCUCAAGUUGGCCAUCGUCGCGGCUCCAGACACCCCUCGUCCUUAUCCACUUGCAAGGUUGUGGACUCCGAACAGUCUCAUGACGCAUCUACUACCUCGCUUGAUACAAGCAGCAACCACUGCAGCAUCAGCGCCAACGCCAUCUCCAGUCGUGUUCGACCUCGGUUGCGGCUCGGGCCGAGAUAUUAUGUUCCUCGCAGAGGAGUUGCAAGCUCAAGGCGCCACGUCAUGGCGGUUUUGUGGAGUUGAUCACAACAAGACAGGCAUGGCUACAACGACGGCAUUCGCGAGGCGACGACGAGUGCAUGAUGCGUACUCCUUUGUCCAAAUGGACCUCCGCAAGCUGGAUGCGGUCCAGCGCAUGCUGGAACGCCACCAGAGCGACGUCCAAUGUGUCUUUGGUUGCCGGUUUCUCCACAGAGAUCUCCUGACCGUCGUGCGCGACGUCCUGCCUGUCGGUGGUAUCUUUGCCUGGUCGCACUUUGCCAUGCCAGCUGACGGUCAAUGGCGAUGGCAGCAUCCUUCCAAACCCCGCGACAUUCUCCGCCGCGAUGAGUUGGCCACGUUGUUUGCACAAGACUUUGACGUGUUGCUGAACGUGUUCGAGUCCGACUCGGACCAUGGCCGUCCGCUCAACCAAUUCAUUGCUGUGCGCCGCACGCCAGGCUAACGGCGAGCACGAGCUGUAGCCAUGGACAAUGAAAGCGAUGUUAAAUUAAUGAUGCCCGACGGAAUCUAAGACAAGUUAACGCGGGUGCGGACCAUUUCUUGGAA
Aphanomyces invadans is the source of this 1103-nucleotide messenger RNA. RefSeq lists its product as hypothetical. The record is from RefSeq and is a predicted model, not a curated record. The transcript is spliced from 3 exons. The coding region runs from base 1 to 999 and encodes 332 amino acids. Lineage: Eukaryota; Oomycota; Saprolegniomycetes; Saprolegniales; Verrucalvaceae.